Candoia aspera is the source of this 1986-nucleotide messenger RNA. Its product is annotated as cytochrome P450 2K6-like. Gene Ontology annotation, cellular component: cytoplasm; intracellular membrane-bounded organelle. The record is from RefSeq and is a predicted model, not a curated record. Gene Ontology annotation, biological process: xenobiotic metabolic process. NCBI's taxonomy places the organism in Eukaryota, Metazoa, Chordata, Lepidosauria, Squamata, Candoiidae. The transcript has 10 exons. Bases 305 to 1642 code for a protein of 445 amino acids. Gene Ontology annotation, molecular function: oxidoreductase activity, acting on paired donors, with incorporation or reduction of molecular oxygen, reduced flavin or flavoprotein as one donor, and incorporation of one atom of oxygen; iron ion binding; heme binding.
UGGUUAAUAAAAUUACUAUUAAAAAAAGAAAAUAUUUGUUGAUAAGCUGUAGCUUUAGAUAAACAGAUCAGUUCUCAAGUACAAGACAGUUUGCAACGUUUCCAUAGACCCCACGGGUAUGCAAAAACAGAUCAAAAUCCUGGGGAGGAGAGAGAAAACAGAGUCCUCUCUCAUAUAGAGUGGUCUGAUGAUUCAGGAGAAAGAGUGGUCAGGCAAUGCCUAAUGCAAUGCUUUGAAAUAGAUGCUUGUAACGCUUCAGUUUGCAGGAUUAAUCGUAAUUAUUACUAAAAACUGCUAAAAAGAAAUGGAUUGGAUUGGACUUGUUUUAACACUAUUACUAUGUCUUCUUGCAAUUACAUCCCUUUUGAAAAAGGGCAGUCACUGGAAUAACAGCUCCGCAAAUCUUCCCCCGGGACCCAGGACCAUACCCAUUUUGGGAAAUCUGCACAGGAUGGAUCUGAAGAGGCCUUACAGAACAAUGAUACAGGUAAAGCCUGGGAUUGUUUUUGCUCAUGGUGAGAACUGGAAAGUGAUGCGACGGUUCACAUUAGCCACGUUACGGGACUACGGGAUGGGCAGGAGGACCAUUGAGGACAAAAUCAUUGAAGAGUGUGGCGUCUUAGCAAAGACGAUUGAGACUUAUGCAGGAAAAUCAUUUGGAGUCACAACAAUUAUGACGGCUGCUGUUUCCAACAUCAUAGUUUCUAUUCUAUUUGGGAAGCGCUAUGUCUAUGAAGAUGCCACAUUUCUAAGACUACUAAAGCUAAUGAGGGAAAACGUCCAGCUUUCAGCAACUCCUGUUGUGUUGAUAUAUAAUGUAUUUUCCAUGCUGGGGUUGCUUUUGGGUUCUCAUAAAACAGUAAUGAAUAACAGAAAGGAGUUGCAUGAUUUCAUACAGACCACCUUCAUAGAACGUCUCAAAGAUCUUGAUGAAAAUGACAGGAGGAGUUUUAUUGAUUCAUUUCUUGUUCGGCAAAGAGAGGAGAAUAUGAAGAUGACAAAUGGCAAAUAUUUCCAUAAUGAAAACCUUAAAGCUCUUAUAAGUGACCUAUUUGGUGCUGGUACAGAAACAUCUGCAAACAGUCUGCUCUGGGCCAUCCUCCUAAUGAUGAAGCACCCAGAAAUUCAGAGGAAGGUCCAAGAAGAAAUUGCAAAGGUAAUCGGAGAUCUACAGCCAAGGACAGACCACCGGGCCCGAAUGCCUUACACUGAUGCAGUGAUUCGUGAAGUUCACAGGUUUGCUGACAUUGUUCCAACCAAUGUGCCACAUGCAACCACCAGGGAUAUUGCUUUCAAAGGCUUCUUCAUUCCCAGGGGCAUGCACAUUGCUCCAUUGCUGACAUCUGUGCUCCAUGAUGAAUCUCAGUGGGAGAAACCUCAUGAAUUCUACCCUGAGCAUUUUCUUGACUCUGAGGGAAAAUUUGCAAAAAACGCUGCAUUCCUGCCUUUCUCUGCAGGUUGGAGAGCAUGUGCAGGUGAGAACCUUGCCAAAAUGGAGCUCGUCCUCUUCUUUACCAGCCUGCUGCAGAGAUUUACCUUCCAGCCACCCCCAGGAACAUCUAAAGAUGAUCUGAACCUGACCCCUGCAGUCGGGUUUACAGCCCCUCCCAUGCUGUACAAAACCUGUGCUGUUUUACAUUGAUCCAACAGAAAAAAAAUAUGAAAAGCUGUUUUCUCAGCCUUUGAAAUGGCUUUAUUUUGACACAUUGGCAAAAUCUGACAACAUGAUGCCAGAUUGUCUAAGUUUAAGAUCUUGUUGAGGAGCUGAAUUGUAAUGAUCUAUAGAUACAUAAAAUGUAGAUGCUGAUAGGGAAGAAUAGUCUGGAAAUGAUUAAAAGCAAAAAGCUUUGUAUUGUUUUUACUGACUUUUUCUUUUGGGGCCCUUGUUUCCUUUGCCUUUUACUAUUUUUCCUCCUCUUUGACUUUCUGUUUCUGUUUAGUAUUUUUGGUCUGUUUUGCUUUACCUAAAAAGAGUAAUUUUAAGUA